This is a messenger RNA of Psilocybe cubensis, 3765 nucleotides long. RefSeq lists its product as uncharacterized. The transcript has 14 exons. Lineage: Eukaryota; Fungi; Basidiomycota; Agaricomycetes; Agaricales; Agrocybaceae. Bases 1 to 3765 code for a protein of 1254 amino acids. The record is from RefSeq and is a predicted model, not a curated record. Gene Ontology annotation, molecular function: guanyl-nucleotide exchange factor activity.
AUGGCUCUCAGUUCGUCUCCGCGAAAGUUGGUUGUUCCUUUGGCGAGUGGAGAUGAACCGCGGUCUCGUACUUCAACAUCCACCCCACUCGUCACUAGAAGGGCCUUUUACUGUGGAGUAGUUGUAGAAGGGUCGGAGAAUGGUAGACGGCUCCCCGAAGAGAUACAGGACCUCGUACUUUCACUCGGAAACCCUCUUCCUUCAGAAUCCUCUGAAGAAAUAUUGGCCACCCAAAGCAAUCAGUCGUUGGUUGAUAUAGACAGAGCAGCCCAGAGGAAACGUGCUUUGCUUGAUCCUUCAGCGUUGUCCUCUGUCAUCAAUGAACUUCUUACCAGCGAAAGGACCUAUGUGAAGCGAUUACAGUCCCUCAAAGUUGAUUAUGCCGAUCCUCUCAGAAACUUUGCUCGGAAUAAAGACACAGCGAUUAUACCAGCUUACGAGGCAAAGACCCUGUUCGGCAACAUCGACGUUCUGUUGCCAGUCAAUGAAGCGUUUCUCACUGAUCUUGAGCUGAUGUUAGCUCCGAAUGGUCACUUAUCCGUUGGAGGUGUAGGGGACGUUUGUUUGCGCCACUUCAAAGAGCUCCGGGGAUUUGAGCAAUACAAACAAUACUAUGUCAAAAGAGAAGAUGCUCAGGCAAUUUUUGAAAAGGAAAUUUCAAAGAGGUCAUCAAGGUUCGCUUCGUAUAUCGAUCAUAUCAAAUACCAAUCAAUUGACUCCAGAAAUCGAGUAGGACUGCGAGAGCUUCUCAUGGAGCCCGUGCAACGCAUCCCAAGAUAUACUUUAAUGUUUCGCACGAUGCUGAAACACAUGUCGCCUGACGAUCCUCAGAGGGCCAAAAUCAUAGAGGCUGAUGAAAUUGCAUCUAAAAUUGCCCAGGCGGAAGCAGACGAGCAGACAAAGCGUGCGGCAAUAUUUUACUGCCUCAUUGCGACUAUUGAAGGAUUCCCUCCCGAUUUAUUCUCCAAUUCACGAAAGUUUAUUGAUUGCAUUGAUGUCGAGGAUAUCAUAACCGACACCCAAUUGUCUUCGUCGACUACUGGAGGCGGAAUUUCAAUAACAUCGUUACAUUGCACCUUGUUUUUGUUCGACGAUAAACUUGUUAUAGUGAAACGUCCAGGCAACGGAGAAAAGGGUGGGAGGACACUGUCGGGUUUAGAUGCGGUAGAGAAAGUGACAAAGGCAGGAGGGAUCCCAACAGGGAAAAAGAAGAGUGGCAUGACAUGUAAAGGUGUCUUUGAUAUAAUGGAUAUUGCUGCGACAGAUAUUGGAGGUUCCGAAAUUCAUUUGUUUCUGGAGAAUCCUCCCCAAGACCAAACGGAACGAUGGACAGGUCGACCUUUCCGUUCUUUAUCUGUUGUUAUACCACCAGCACCAAUAAACUUAGAUCCUACUCAGACCGAAAACGAGAAACAACGAUUCCUGGAGAAUCUGUGGAGAACACAGGCUAUCUAUCGCGCUCGUGCUGGUCAAUCAGUCGUCCUUUGUUCGGACGAGCAAGAAGUAGAAUCUCGUUCCGGCAGAACGACCUUCGCUAGGACAUAUUUCAAUGUUUACCAGCGAACUGCUUUUUUGCAAGAAACGAAGAAGUGCAAAGUCGUCGUCCACAUCGACCGUGACCGGCAUGCUUCGGCAGAUCCUAUACCUUUCGGACAAGGUGGUCCCCCCUUUGUAGUCAUAAGAGUUCAAUUAAUGGAUGGUGGGCUGUGUCGGUAUUCGGUCACAUCUAGUGAGCCAAACGAUGACGGGGAGGAAGACAUUGUUCAGACCUCACGGGUGCCUGCUAGAGUGGUUCAUACCAUCCACCAAUUUGGUCUGUUUGAGUUCAAGACAGGGAAAAAUUCGCUUCCAUCAACACCAACGGCCAAGUCCAAAGUCGCCAUAUUUGGCCUCGACGCUAUCUCUCGUAACCUAUUUAAUGGUCGACCGCCAUCUGUCGGCGAUUUCUUUGCUGGUUCUAUUAGUGGACAUCGGAGACACAGAUCAAGGUCAACAACCAGCCGCUCGUCUGCAUACACUCACACGACAACCACAAUGGAUAGCAUGAAAUCAUCACAUCGUUCAACCACUACAGCAGCUACAACAAUAUCUAGCAUGGAAGACGACUACUAUGCGUCUCGGUCAAGUAAAAGCACGAAGUUGUCACGACAAAUAUCAGCUGGUGACUCUGAUUCUGAGACCCCGAUGUACAGGCGUAGUGGGUCCAUGUCUCGGCCUCACUCAAGGUCCUCGACAAGAGGCACAGAAAUUGAGUACAGUGAUGUUGAAGAUGAUGACGCCACUCUCUUGGCCCAAUCCAAAGAGAUCGGGACGUCCGACCAUCAACUUGCUCUCCAAUUGGAACUGGCCCGUCAGAAUAGUUUGGCGCAGUAUGGAAAUCAUCCCGUUCCUUUGCAAAUGGACGGAUCUGUUGAAUCCAUUAUAUACGAAGAAGAGCCGCCUUAUCCAUUACGGAAAAUGCGAGAAGGAAGUACGUUACCACUGCCUGAAUCGCCUCCAAAACGCAGGGAAUCACCGCCCCGGACUUCUAGACCGUUAUCCAUACACACUUCUGAGCGCCGUCCAACAGGCCCUCGAAGUCCCUCCCCUUUACCGCCCAGGAGUCCACAGCCAACACAAGAAGAUUUGCCGACCAUGGAGGAUGAUAUUUACACCGACUCGAACAUUCGUCAUGAAAAUGUUUCUGAGCAAACGGCGACUCCUGGAAUUAAGCGAAGUCAACGACAAUCUUUUUUCCCUGCCGACAACACAGAGUCUACCCCCAAGGCUGCCAGUACAAGUACCAUCACAGCAGCAACGCCAAUUGAACCAUUAUCCAUCAAGAAAAAGACAUCUGUCCGAUCUGAUAUGUCGAAUUCACCAACUCCUGUAAGAAAGGCACACACCCGAUCAAUGCAACGCGUAGUUUCUCCUCGCAAGGUAUCACCCCAGAUCCGCAAGCCUAAGGCUGGACCCUCAAACUUGUAUAAAAGCGAGGAUUUGGAUAAGAUGCUGCAACGUUCUGUCACGAGCAAAGAAGACAUCGAGGCUUCCCGACGGUCAUUGAAACGCCUAAAAACCCAGAUUGAAGUCAUCAAGUCAACUUUGAAAACUCCAGGUGAAGAUGCGUCUUCGCGGCCGAGUUCGCCUGAUAAAGGAUUACGUUUACCCCAGUUGCAAACUAAUGUCCCAAUGACGAAAGCCGCUCAGGAACGCUUAGAAGAGAUGAGGAAUCUAAUUGGCCGCAGACAAGGUGAAGGGGUCGGAACUCCACGGAGUAGACCACGAAGUGGAACGCUUGAUACACCGUCGAGAAUGUCAGCUGCAAGUGAUACAGGAAAUCUUGUUAAGGCCAUAGAGCUUCUUGCUAUGGAAAUGGAAAAGGACCUUACACGGGCUUACUCCAAUCAAGAGGCGCUGCAAGCUGACUUAUCCCGUCUGACUGCUGAAUACAAAGAGCGAAUCAUAGAACUCGAAAGAUCUAGGCUUGAAUUACAGCACUCACGACGGCAGUGCGAAUUGGUCAAGAGUCUCUUGGCAGAUGCCACGGCUGAGAAGGAGAUUAUGUAUGAGGCGUUUAACGAGGAAUUAGACGGAAUGUACAACGAUGCCAACCUGCCCGAAAACGAAGCCCUACAUGCACUAGCGCGAGAUUUACAACAAACCAAAGAGGUGAAAAACAACCUAUCAAGAGAAAACUCGGCCCUUAAACGUAAACUAGCGGAGACAGAAUUAGAAAAAGAAGAAUGGGGCGAGCUUCUUCGAGCCCACGGGCUGAUAUCUUGA